UGCAGUACUUUAGCGCCGAUCUGACAUUCCUCGCAAAGCAGCAAUUUAAAAUCCUUGAAUUCGUACACGUGUCGCGGAUUCUGGAAAGUACCUCGCGAAAUGUUUCUUUUUUAAACUUUUAUGGCUAGGAGUAGGGACUGGGGCUCAUAGUAACAAUUUUUUUGUAAUGACUAAUUUUGUCAUACGUCGAAGCGGAGUAUCUUUUCCCAAGAAUAUUUUAAUCCAGGACGGCGCCUGCAAUAAGCCGCUCGAUGCUAACAAGGCUCUGUUGAAAGCCCUGGGAGCCACGGGCGCAGGCGCGGUUAUCGUUGGUGCCGUGACCGGGGAGGUCAACACUACAUGGGGCCGGGCAAAAUCACAAAACAUCAUCCAGGAUCAGAGCCAGACAUCUUUCAUAAAACAACAGCAAACAAAUCAACUGACAGUUCAUGAAAAAGUGACAAGUUUGACGACUGAAAAACAACGAGAACCAGAUCAAAUAUCUUUCGAAGAAAAUGGAGCCGGUCCAGUACCUAUCCAGGAUGGUAAGUAUCAAGCACGGAGCCAGAAAAGCAUGAGUCCGAGGAGUGCUCAGCAGCGCAGUGAUCUGCCGAAACCUUCACCGGUCAGCGGUGCUGCCACUUCGGAUCCAAAUCAACAGCUAACUGGUGGUGGUGCUCCCACUGCAGCCGCGGUCGCUAUUGGGACCGGUAGUACCACCGAAACCGCUCUAACGGCGGUGACGCUGCAUCCCGACAAUGAGGCCGCCACCACGAUCUGUGUCGACGAACAGCAGCAGAAAAGUGCGCCAUGUAUAGAUGGAGACCAAUGUCAUGAAGAAAACAGCAAAGACUGGUUCUUCAGCAAAGCUGAAGAACCAUCCCACGCGAUGCAUGGAAGCCUACCGGAGGGCCUAACAACGGCAGUGGGGCCAGUCCCAAAUAAAGGCACAGAUGGCGUCAUGACUGACAACGCCCAUUCAGCUCAGCCUGAAAAAAACGACACUCUGGACCGAGAGUUCAUCCAGUCUACCGAAGGGAUUGAUGAUUUCAAUCAAAGUGAAACAGGUUUGGCCAGUCCGUCCCUUAGUGUCUCUUCUAUCAUUGUCUGUACUAAAAAACCAAAGGUCGAUGCUGUUCAAGCUUUCACAAGCAACACGGAAGACGUGCAACAUGUACCAGGCAGACUGUCUAAUGCCUCGGCUUCAGUCAGCACAGCCGAACUGAGACCUGUGAAUAAGAAUGAAGCCAGAGAAGAAGCCGACACCCUACACAUUGUAUCAACGAAAAAGAGAACCCUGCAAAUAACGCCAGGGUAUGACAAGUUUCCGAAGAUUGUUGCAACAACUGAAGUUGGAAGACAGAUAAGCCUUGAUCGAACAAAAGUUGGAAAGCCAACUGCACAUGAAGACGACAAUGGCACACAUUAUGCUCUGUUUGACGCUGGUCAGAAAUUCCAAGUCCGAGAACCAGGUGAUCCCAUGGAGAAGUGUGAAGACAAUCUAUUGGGUACGCACGAGUUCGCCACCGAGGCGGCUUGUGGUUCAAGCACCGAUGUCCAGGAGAAGAUAGAUAGCUGCCAGUCAUCAAUCGCUAGCGUGAACGAGGAACUUGUCUUGGAUGUUGACAGAAUCUCUAUCGGAUCUCACGUUUGUCAUGCAAUCACGACGUCUGGUCUGGACCGUGGUAUAAAUGACACUAAUGGUAAUACUAUGUUGUGUUCUAGUGAUGUCCGGGGUGAAAAAACUAGCGGAGACACUCCACCUGAUGUAGCUGUCACCAGCAACCUCCAUGCGGAAUCAACCAGUGAUUGCAGUCACACCGAGCAAGAGGCGGUACCUAUUUUGGGUACAUAUUUCUUUAGAACAAGCAGUUCAGGACAAAGGUUACCGGAAAACUUUCCGGAACCAGAUAGAUCGAUUAGCGAAGGGCAGGGGUGGGAAGUCCAAUGUGAAAGGAAAUGUAAUGCUGCAGUUUUCUGCGACAACUCGAACGGUGCAAAACCUAUUGAAAAUGAGGAUAUAGCACAGAACGUUUCAGAGCGAACCGAAGACUUUGACUUUGAUCCACUGACGAGUCGGUCGCUUAUUUUUCCAGAAGAACUGGAAGAACGCUCUUCACAGCUUUCAGAAAAACCAAGCUCACCGUUCCCAGACUUUGAUGAGAGUGAUGGCACCACCACCACCGCACCGUCAUUCAAUGAGAUGGAGCAUACACUGAGUGAGACUGAUCGGGUCAUUACACAAGAAGUGCACGUGACAACGUCACAUGAUAUCAAAAGUCCUUCGAAUGAGUCUUACAGUGCGGCAGAGGGAGAUGAAAUAGUAUUCCAGACACAUAGCAUGGCAAAUGAUGUAAAUACUCUCAUAACAACAGCUAAAGAGGAUGAGAAAGGAAAUAAGGAACCUUCAUAUUGGUUAGGUUCAUCUCGUAUGACGCCUGCAGUACAAGCAAGGAUGCAUGAAGAAAUGAAAAGUGGGUAUGAUGCACAAAUUGUUACCCAAGAUGAGUUUUUCCAAGAUGAUUCCGAAAAGUUUUCUCCCGAAACAAGCACACUGGAAACAAUUGGUUUUCAACCUAAAUUGAAAAAUAUUGAAAAGGCAUGUGACGUAGGAGGUGAAGGAAAAAAGUUUGAACAACCGCCUUGCAACGCUGAAGAGCACGCAGCGACCAAAAUCCAAGCUGGUAUUCGUGGAUGGCAGACACGACGGAAAAUCCAUCGCCAGCAAGCAGCCGCCACUAAGAUUCAAGCAGGAUUCCGUGGCUGGCGAAAGCGUAGAACACAUCGUAUGCGUCACAUCUCCUUGUUGCCGAAUGUCUCGAGCGAUGGAUCCCCCGCCUCCGGUAGGCCAUUUAUGGACGUAAACACGCUUAGAGAACGCGCCGCCGCUAAGAUCCAGGCUGGCUACCGCGAUUGGCGCACCCGCCAAUGUGUAAAGUCGCUGAUGGCCGCCAACUGUCCGUUGGGUGCGUCCGGCGUCAGUCCGGCCAUCUCGAUAACUGAGAGCGGGGACGAGGAGCAGGCAGCCUCGCAUAUACAAGCUGGUUACCGCGGCUGGAGGGCACGUCGCACACUAAAACACUCGCUGUCAGAUCCCAACAGCGAGGCACUGGCGCUCGCUAAGAACCUACAGCCGAAUUCAGUGUCUAAGGUGGGCGCUAGCUCCGACUGGGCCGCCAUUCAUAAUAGCCUGACGCUACCAACGGAGGUCGUGACACCAGGGAUUGAAGACGAGACGCCGUAUUCUGCCCAGACCAUUUGCUCUGAGGUCGUUACUGGAGGUGGCACGUCGCGGCUGGAGCAUGGGGACAUGACGUCACAUGUUGUUCAAGGCUUGUGCGAUAACAUGUUUACUUCUUCAAUUACCGAACCUUUUUCAGCCACUAAAACUGCAGGUGACACGCCUCAAACAAAUAUGAAAAGGACAGAAAACUUGGUAUCGGGGCAGCUGGCUGCCACAACAUCUUGCAAUGAUUCCCUGCAGGUGCGCCCCACCGUGUCAGCGAAGUCGGUGAUGGACAGCGGCGCGCUUCCAAUCGACUUCGCUAUCGUGCACAGGCCCGAGGACGACUGGUUGACGCAGGACCUGAUAAAGAUCGAGGCUGAGAAAUCUGUCACCAGCAGGCGAGACUGUUUCUCUCGCGAGACUGACGAGAAAGUGGAUGCCUCGACAGGAGAAGAGCUUGACACCAAAAACGCUAAUGACACCCUGCCCGGCAGCGCUUCAACCACGGGCAGCUCCUCCAGCUGGCUGGCACAUGCACAAACGGAAAUACAGGCUAGCUUUCAAGGCCUGCGUGAUAACGUGAACGACGCAUUGAGGACGGUGGAGGACACUGCCCGUCUGGUGCAGGAGAACGACGUCACCUUGGAGAAUGUAGCAACGACCGACAGAGACUGCAAAUGCCGGAGCGUCAGAAUUUGAAUUUGGCAUGCAGUACUCAGUAAUAUCGCCAGCCUUACGUUAUGGGUGCCCGGUGUGCUUUUUGAAGUUGACAACUCACGACUUGAUUCGUGACAGGCGACUGCAAUCAAAUUUGCGCUGUAUUUGCCUUGCAUAGCGUCCCAUACAGCUUUACUGGAGGCGCUGCGGAUUUCGAGCGUGCAUAAUGUUCUUCGCCGUGCUUUGUUCAAUACAUUUCAGAUUUCA
This is a messenger RNA of Amphibalanus amphitrite, 4129 nucleotides long. RefSeq lists its product as uncharacterized. Gene Ontology annotation, cellular component: spindle pole. The record is from RefSeq and is a predicted model, not a curated record. Lineage: Eukaryota; Metazoa; Arthropoda; Thecostraca; Balanomorpha; Balanidae. The transcript has 2 exons. Gene Ontology annotation, molecular function: protein binding. Gene Ontology annotation, biological process: spindle organization; mitotic cell cycle; establishment of meiotic spindle localization. The coding region runs from base 167 to 3904 and encodes 1245 amino acids.